Molecule: messenger RNA, 4510 nt
Organism: Aedes albopictus (Asian tiger mosquito)
Lineage: Eukaryota; Metazoa; Arthropoda; Insecta; Diptera; Culicidae
Exons: 4
Coding region: 1013-3418 (801 amino acids)
Source: RefSeq, a predicted model, not a curated record
CCGACCCUAUUUGGGAACCCCUGCAGAAGUGUGUUACGCACUUAUACACCACAUGCAGCAAUGGGAGCGCAUUUGUGCCGGGCUUUUCGGAGAUUUGCUCGCUGGCACAAGCUCUGCAAUGUUCGGCGCUCGCAGUUUUGAUAGUGUGCAUCGAGAUUUUGGCCGUUUUUCGCGCUUCGCUUUUUCGGAAUACCCCAUCUCAACCCGGGGCCGGCGCGCGCGGAUGCAACGACACAGAUAGAUAGGUACCAGCGGCGUGGAGCAGAGCGUCGUGCACGAUUUGAGGAGCAUUGUGUGGAGCCAAGCCAAGUCGUCAGGUCAGCGGUAAGAUCCGACGAGUUAGUUCUCUGGCGUAGUUCGGUAUCGAACGUUGUUGGAACAGCAGAAAGAAACGAGCGCGCGCGCGUGUGUGAUUUGGAGUUUUUUACUCGCGAAAAGUCUGCGCGGUCGGCUGCCGUCAGCUCAGCAGUACUUGCGGGCUUGAAGAGUUGGUUCGCUGAGGGUUCGAAGCCUCGUGAACUCACCAUCGCGCCGCGAUCAAUCGGGGGACCGUGUGUGUGAUGAUCGUUGCAACCGUGAGCGCGCGCACCCGUAUAUGCCACCAUUGUGGUACAAGUUGGUCGUUUCGUAAUUUGUGCAAUCUUUGUUUUUGUCUCGUUCAAGUUGCUCAUCUUCGCCGCGCGAAGUUUUAAGAUUUUCGUGGUUUCGUUAGCCGUCUUGUUUUUCUCGGUCGGUGAAUUAUUGUGUGCAAAACGUUCACCGGUCGUGAGUGGUUAAUUGGAGUGUAUAUCUGGGAUAGCUUCUCAACAGUAAUUGGCCGGUUUUGUGUACAUCAUGUGAUCACAAUCAACACACAAAAUUAGCAUUUUAUCAACACCACUAACAUCAUCCGGUGGCCCCUGAUUCGUGACGCAAUGUCCGAUUCCUCGAUGAGCUUCCAGAGUAGAAAACAGAUCCAAAUUAACCAACUUCAGUGCAAUUUCGUUCCUCGGAACCACAAACCCAACUAAUCAUGUCGGAAUGGAGCGACCAACGAACCUCGACGCAGAACUCGGAUGACAACGGAAGGAAUGCACUGUCGGAGAUCGAUCUCAAGUCGACGGACCUGUCGACCAGUGAUAACAAUUCGUCGGUGAAUUCCAGCAAGUUCCCGCUGAGACGCAUUGGGGACCUGUUCCGAAGUAAGCUGCGAAGCUCGGGAAGCUAUUCGAUUCGGACGCUCGAGGAUAGCGUACCGCAGGAGUGCAAGAUAGCGGAUAGUACCGUGCAGGAUGUGGAAAAGGUUGCAUCUCCGGCGAAGAAACCGGAUCGUCCGGGACCGGAUGUGACGACGGCGGCCGUGGUCGUAAAUGAAAAACCAACGCGCAGUGGAAGCAGCGUGGUCGGUGCUUCCAGCAGCGGUGGGACGGCAUUGCGGGCGCGCCGGAUGUCCACUCUGAGCCGGACUAUACAGCGACAGAAAAGUUUAAUCGCUAGCAUCAACGGUGAGAGAGGUCAAUCCACGGUGCGCUCAGCUAGCAAUGGCAACAAACGCCAGUCCAUCAGCAGCCAGGAUACUUCCGGUGAUGUCGAGUCUGACGUGGUGGUGGGAAAAUCCGUCGGACGGGAGCGCAUAAACUCGACUUCGCACUAUUCGACUGAGAAAAGCGGGUCCUCGGGUUACUACAGUACAAAUAUUUUCUUUGCGGGCGGUUCUGUGGCGGAGGACCACAUCUACUACGAGCCGGUUGUGAACCGAGUUCGGAAGGCACCCUCGGAAAGUGGGAGCAAGCCAACCGGCUCAACCGUUGGCAAGAGAGAAGGCAUUUUGAAGAAUAGUAAGUCGCAGGAUGCUAGUAAAGCUCAGAAGAAUGGCAAAACAUUAGAAAAGUACUAUUACCCGGCUACCUUGGAAAACGUGUCCAAUGACGUCGCAAUUAUGCGUGCGAAACCGUCGAGCAGAGAUGAGAAGCUUACCGACAAUACCGAGGGUCCGGAUGGAUCGAUUCCACGUCCAAUAUGGCCGCUGGAUGUGGACGAUUCAUUGGCGGACAUCAAUCUGGAGGCAUUUAAAAUGCGGCACAAUAGCCAGCAGAACUUAAUAGGAUUAGAAAGUUCGGCUUCAUCGAAUUCGGACAACGAACUUUACUCGGUUAGCAAGAAAAAUCAAGAUGACACAGCAAAAAAGAAAUUCCAGUCGCAGUCGCAGUACGAGGAAUAUCUGGAAUUUCACAAUACACGCAAUAUUUUGGAACAGAUUCGUGGGAAGCUCAAUACUCUACUAGAACAAAGAACAGAGGGUCAGAAACAGGCCGAUAACAGCAAUGGGCUCACGCAGGCAGAAGCCGAGCUUGAAGAAAACAUUGCUAACCUGAAGUCAGACUUGGAAGGCUACCUGCAAUCUAUGAAUCAAAAGAAUGAGAAUGAAAUCAAACGCUUCUGUAAGGGAAUGUCGAAGGAUGCCAAAGUGGUAGCAGUUCAGAAUGCCGUUGAACAGCGUCACCGUUCGCGCGGUUCAUCGGUGAAUUUCGAAAACGACUACGAAGUUCUUGAGAACCACAGGGUCUUUGAGCAAUCGUAUUACCCCUCAACGGCUCAAAGGACUCUCACGAGGUAUCCCAAUCCCGGUGAUCAGCCAUCACUUUUUGAAACGGUCUACGUGAGGGACGGCUUCAACGUUCGUCAGCUGAAUCGGCCUGCCCCGAACCCGUUCGCUCAGGAAGCUCGCUCCACUCAAAUGCUGCUGAAUCAGCGAUCGAUCUACGUUCAGCCGCAGCAGUUGCAGCAGCAGCAGCACCAGCCGAUUCGUUAUUUGAGCAACGCGGAGAUCAACGCUAUGAGCAACUAUGAGGUAUGCGAACGAAGGCCUAGCAAGGUGUCGAUCGAGAUACCCGAAGAAGGAAGCAAAAGUGCACACUUAGUGGUAGACAGUGGUGUUGGGAUGGGAAUCGUUAGCGAUCUGGUUACGGAGGGUCGCGUUAGGCGUAAGUCAGAGUUAAGCAAUAGCAAUAAUGUAGGGAAAAAUGGCGAUGUGAGUGAUUUUACGUUGCAACGUGUGAUUUUGAUGGAAAGUUUGGGCAAGAAUGGCAAGAUGUUUGGUGAUAAGGAGAAGAUGCUGUUGGAGUAUCAUUUGAACAAACCGAGCUACUGGGAGCUGUACUAUGGUGCAAAUCGGGAGGAACAUAAACCACACCACACGCUGAUACGGAAAGUGAAGAUUGGAGGAAAGAACGCCAUAUCGGUUUCAUAUGUAAGUCACCUUGGAGCACAUCCGUUUGAGAAUUACGCUUUCAUAAUUGGUGAGUCAAAUCAUCCAGAAAUGUUAUCGAUCAUUCAUGUGACGGAACAGGCGUUUAAUACGAUCCAAGGCUUCCAGGCAGACGACAAAGUUUUUUCAAAAUCUUCUCUGCUUCCUUAUACUGCCAAAGUCAAGGUUUAAACAUCAUAUUUGCUAAACUUUAUACCAACGGUAGCAGUACGCACAAAUGAUGAGCUUUUAGAACCAUCAAUGAGUUAUCAGCGAAAAACGAAAAAAAAAACCUGCCUUGAAACAUGCUGUUAUCAAAGUCCCAUCGGCAUAUGACAACGCGGGUCAUCUUCAUGAACCGAAGCAGCACGAUCACUAGCUGUGCUCUGCGUGUUGCACAUUCAAUGGCAAGGUCGUCCACAGCAACGCAAAGGACGUCGAUCGUCGGCUGACUGGUUGCCGUUGCAGUGCAGAGUACGGCGAAACGUGGCGCUACGUUCAGUAGGUAAAUGCUGUGAAAUUUAAGAGACACUCUCUACCCGUGGGCUGUUGUAGCUGUCGCGACAGUCAGUGGCGUCGUCGCCGCCGUCGAGUUGAAGAAGAUCUCGGGACCCGUAACCACUCUCGGUGUGUUCGAUGCGUUCACCUUGACCUUCUUAAUUUACUUCAAACAACAUCUCGAAAGAGCACGCAAGUCGUUCGUUGAGAUGAGUGGAAAACGAAGCUAAAAAAGCUAUAAACAAAUAUAGUAGAGAAGUGAAUCUCCGGUUGAGUUUGGUGGACACAGUUGUUUGCAACUGUUCGUUUGCUUCUUCAGAACUGCGCCUGAAGCACAUGCUGUGCGUGAUUGUCUGGUGAUUGAUAAAAUGCGAAACAUGCCGCUACCGGAGAAUGUUCGUCGACGGAAUGCGCGUAUGCAAGCGCAAGGUGGUGUCUUCGGGGUGGACAGACAGAAUGCAAACACAUCAGCCCUGGUGGAAACCGGUUGAAUGAUGUGAUUAUUUUUUCGGGACUUUUUUGCAAUAUGUUCACCUGCAAGCAAUACGUUUGCUGCCCGUUGGCCGCUAGGUCAACCCACUAUGUCUUUUCUGAUUGAUUGGUUGAUUAGUACGAGGAUACUGGCGAGAACCGUUGGCUGUCCCACUGUUCUGCAGACCUUCAACUAAUUUGGCAUCUUCCAUGUUGCAGUGGUUGACAUUUUUUUUUGACAAUUUUUCAUUACCUUCACAGAAUGGGACAAAAAUAUAGGUAUACCUGGAGAUUUUUCCCAUGCUGUGCUUCAGA